Pristis pectinata (smalltooth sawfish) is the source of this 1752-nucleotide messenger RNA. Its product is annotated as kelch-like protein 38. Lineage: Eukaryota; Metazoa; Chordata; Chondrichthyes; Rhinopristiformes; Pristidae. Bases 1 to 1752 code for a protein of 583 amino acids. Gene Ontology annotation, molecular function: protein binding. The transcript has 3 exons. The record is from RefSeq and is a predicted model, not a curated record.
AUGAAUGUACCCGCAGUUAUUCAGGACUCAUUUAAGUUCAAAGAAAUGGAUCUGUCUCACCGAUUGUUAAAACAGCUUAAUACUCUACGGCACGAAGAGAUUUUGACUGAUGUAAUUCUCUGUGCUGGGGGGAAAGAACUGCCUUGUCACCGAAACGUUCUGGCAUCUAGUAGUCCCUAUUUCUGGGCUAUGUUUUGUCACAACUUUAAAGAAAGAUUCCUAACGCAGGUCCACUUGUUAGGGAUCAAUGGGGACAUUCUAACUCUGCUUGUGGAUUAUGUGUAUACAGGGGAGAUUACCAUAAAUGCGGCAAAUGUUUUCUCUGUGAUGGAAGCGGCUGCAGUUUACCAGUACCCCAAGGUGCUUGAGGCUUGUUCAACGUACUUGCAAAGUCAGUUAAAUGCUGCCAACUGCCUUGGCAUGGUAAGGCUGGCGCAAGUGUUCAACUGCAAGAGUCUGCAGAGACAGGCCAAGGCAAUGGCACUGGAGCACUUCCUGGAAGUGGCAACUUCGGAGGAACUGAAGGAGCUCUCCUGUGCUGAGCUUGCGGGCUACCUUGGAGACGAUGAACUCCGUGCUGAAGAAGAGCAAGUAUUCGACACCCUGUCCACCUGGAUCAGCCACGACCCGGAGACCAGGCAGCAACACGCACACGAGCUCCUCGAGAAGGUGCGACUCCAAUAUGUGCACCCCACCUACCUCUUUCACUUCAUUGCUAACAACCCCUUCAUCCAGGCCUCACCUGCUUGCAGAGGUACCUUGGAAUCAGCCCUCAGGUUGUUAUUUUCUUUGAGCCCUGCAAACAGCCCUAACAUCAGGCCCUUGCUGCACGUACCACGUAGGUGUGCUUCCCAAGAGUUCCUUGUCACCGUUGGAGGUAGGAAGAGCAACCAACAGACCACAAGGGAGGUGUUCUUGUAUAACUAUAUGGACCAGCAAUGGCUGGCCCUUUCAAAGCUUCCUGUACAUCUUUACAAACCUUCUUGUGUAUGUUUACACAGGAACGUGUACGUCCUCGGAGGACUGAUCACUGAAAACAAGAAGAGAACCACGAGUGCAAGAGUUUAUAGUUUCUCCUUGAAGAUGAACCAUUGGCGCUCUGAGAAAGACAUGCCUCUUCCCUGUUAUUCCCAUCAGAGCCUUGCGCACAUGAAUUAUAUUUUUUCUCUGGGAGGAAUUGGGCCCAGUCAAGAGAUACUGAACACACUGCACAGGUACGACAGUGUUUUCGGAAUCUGGGAAAGGAUGGCUCCCAUGCCUGUUGCUGUGCUGCACCCGGCUACCGCUGCCGUCAACCAACGCCUCUACGUUUUCGGUGGGGAAGAUGUAGUCCAGAAUGCUGCUCGCCUGAUACAGGUUUACAACAUAUCUCGGAACAUAUGGUUCAGAAUGGAGACAAGAAUGGUUAAGAACAUCUGUGGUCCUGCAGCUGUGGUUGGGGACAGGAUUAUUAUUAUUGGAGGAUACACAAGGAGAACUAUUGCCUUUGACACAAAGAGCAGCCAGUUUAUAAAAUGUGCCGAUCUGAAAGAGAGGAAGAUGCAUCAUGGAGCCACAGUUGUAAAUAAUAAAGUCUAUGUUACCGGAGGCCGAUAUAUCACUUCUGACCACACCAUUGAAGACAGUGAUGCCUUUGACUGCUACGACCCAGAGGAAGAUAGCUGGACCUCUAAAGGAAGCCUCCCACACAAGCUCUUUGACCAUGGAUGUCUAACGCUGCAAAGCAUUUCCUACAAACCCUGCACACUGUAA